UAAUUGGUCACACCAAUCCUAAACUGUUUAUUGUUCGUGGCAGAAUUUAACUUGGAAUUUGUUCAAGUUCUUUGGCUGGAAUUAAUCAAGUUCGAUUCCACGGCCAUGCAUGACCCCGCCACGAAGCCGGUUCACUUGCCCGCUGGCUCCACCAGCACCGCGGAGAAGCUGUGCUUCGACAAGACCGAGUUUAUGAAGGCAAACUUCUCGGUGGACGAGUUUCUUCACAAGAACCGCAAUGCACCCAGUCUGGAGCAGUUACGUGACAAUUUGGGGGUGUACUUGAAGGGUCUUCGGGCAGCGAUGAUCGAUCUCAUCAACGAGGAUUACGCGGACUUCGUCAAUCUGAGCGCAAACUUGGUGGGCCUGGACCAGUCCAUUGAGACCAUCCAGCGGCCACUGGAGCAGUUCCGUAGCGACAUUGAAAGCAUCCAUGACCUGAUCGACGAAAAUGUGUCGGAGCUGCGAGCCCAGUUGGAGGAGAAGCGUCAAUUGCGGGAGUUCAAGCGCAGCCUGCAGAGCCUGAAGAAGGUCUACGAGACAAUCGCAAAGCUGCAGGAUCUAAUUGAUCGCAAACUUAGCGGAGAUCAGCCGGUUCAAGCAGUGGAUCUGGAACGCGCCGCGCUGGACCUGAUUCAACUGCAAUUUCACGAAAAGCACUGCUCCAAGCACCUUAAUGUCGACCAGCAGGCGAAGAUCCGGCAACUAGAGGAGCAGCUGCACCAGCAUCUGCGCCGGUUCUUCAACGAUGCCUUGGGCCAGGCUCGCAACUCAGCGCCGGAGCACCUGGAGCGUUGUCUGCGCAUCUAUAUCACCCUGAAUGCUUGCGGCCAAGCGGAAAGCGCUUUCCGGGAGGACGUGGUGGCGCCCUACAUGAGCGGCGUCAUUGGAGAGCAGCAACUGCAAAACUCACCGCAGGGUCUGGCAGGAAUUUACAGCAAGAUUCUCAACUUUAUUUCCCUGCACAUGACCGACCUGCUCCGCUUGACGCUCUACUCUGACAAGUUUCCGGGAUUUAACUUUGUGGUGAACAGCUAUUGGGCCGAUGUGGAGUCGCGCCUCGAACUGCACAUGAACUCUAUCUUCGCCCCGGGCAACUCGGAGGUGUUCUAUGUCAAGUACAAGUGCACCCGCGACUUUCUCGCGAAAAUAGAGGAGCUGUUAGCCAGCAGCGGAGAGCAGGCGGUGGCCCUCUACCGCCAGCACAAGCAGACAAAGAGCUUCGAGGCCCGCUGGAAUCUCCCGGUUUACUUCCAAAUAUGCUUUCAGGAAAUUGCUGGGCAAUUCGAGGCUAAGCUGGAGCCAGUGCUGCAGGAUGACACUUUGAAUGCGACGAAUACCGAUGAAAAGGCCUACAAACUAACCACAUUCAAUGCCGCCAAGGAAGCUAUGCAAAGAUGCUGGGCGGAGGGUGUUUACCUGCCCGAAGUAUUUCCCAAAUUCUACAAGCUGAACGUGCAGAUAGUGCUCCGUCUGUCGCGCUGGAUCACCGAUGCCAUAGCCGUCUCCAAAGGCAGCAGCUUCGCCAAGUCCUUUACCAGACAUCAAUUGCUGAUUGCUCUGCACUCGGACAUCCGCAAACUGGACGCCUAUCUGCCGGAGCUUCAGCAAUUAAUUGUCCAAUCAGUGCCCGCUGAUCAGCGCUCGAAAAUGUUCAACGAUGUCCUGGGCAAAUCCAUGGCCGCCUUGGGCGAUGCAUUGGGUGGGCAUUUGUCGAGCAUACAAAAUACCUUGGUGGAGCUGCUGAUCGGCGAGUGCGAGACAGAGAAUGUGCGCCAGGUGAACGACUUGCCACGCCUGUAUCGCAAGACAAAUCGAGAAGUUCCCUCCCGAUGCUCUGGCUACGUGGAACAAAUGAUUCGUCCACUGAAGGCGUUUGCCCAGCAACACGAAUCCCAGCUCGGCACUCUGGUGGUGGAGCAAAUCCUCUCCGAGGUUGCCAGUCACAUAACAAAAGCGUAUUUCAACGUGGUAAGUGAUGUCCUCACGUCUGUCCAGAAAACCGAGGAAUCAUUGCGCAGGCUACGGAACGUAAAGAGUGGCGGAUCCGGUGGAUCCGGCGCACCUCCCACGCAGGGAAGCUCUGCUGUGAUGUCUGACGACGAUAAGAUACGCGUUCAGCUGCGUGUGGACGUCACUGCCUGGAAGCAGGAGCUCGCCAAUCUCAACUUCCAGGCGUCGCAGAUCGAUAAACUGUCCGAGCUAACCGACAUGGUGGAGGACAGUAUCAAGCUUAGGGACACCAGAUCCUCCUAGAUGCUAUCAACGAACGAACGAACAGUUAUUAAACAUAUACACUUCAGUUUAUUCUUGUUAAUAAUCGACUUCUUACGAUUCUUUAGGCACAAUUAGUGAUUGAAUUAGGACUACGAAUUGUAUAUAAUAUAUUAUAUAUAGGGAUAUACGUAUAUCAUAUAUAAAUGCAUUGAUUUUCACAA
This is a messenger RNA of Drosophila kikkawai, 2438 nucleotides long. It is a transcript of the gene Cog2, whose product is annotated as conserved oligomeric Golgi complex subunit 2. The record is from RefSeq and is a predicted model, not a curated record. Gene Ontology annotation, biological process: Golgi organization; intra-Golgi vesicle-mediated transport; protein transport. Gene Ontology annotation, cellular component: COG complex; membrane. Lineage: Eukaryota; Metazoa; Arthropoda; Insecta; Diptera; Drosophilidae.